Molecule: messenger RNA, 1470 nt
Organism: Emiliania huxleyi CCMP1516
Lineage: Eukaryota; Haptophyta; Isochrysidales; Noelaerhabdaceae
Exons: 9
Coding region: 1-1470 (489 amino acids)
Biological process (GO): RNA methylation
Molecular function (GO): methyltransferase activity
Source: RefSeq, a predicted model, not a curated record
AUGCCCAUUGGACGUUUUGGUGAAUCUCGGCUCUCGGGCAUCGGGCGGAAGAGCGGCGAGCCGCAGCUCGUACCGGGCGGAGGCGAGCAUUUCGCGAGACAAAAAAGAAUUCGCGCACCGCUCCUCCUCGCGAGCGCAUGGGCGCUGGCGCCAGCGGCACUCGCCCGCGAGGCGCUUGUCGCCUACCGCGCCAGCGAGGAGUGCGUGGCGGCCGACAAGGUGCUCGCACGGGCGCUGCGAGGCGAGAGUUCAUUCACUGACGCCGAGCGGCGGGUGGCAGCUGACGUUUUCCUCGGGACCGCGACGCGGCUGCGGCGGUACGAGUGGAUCUGCGCCCAGCGCGGACUGUGCGGCGCCGCGAGCGACGCCACUGCGGUGGCGGCGGCGCUGCUCCGAGCGCGAGACGAGGACGACGGCGCUUACACAUGGCCGGCAGACGCAGACGAGAGGCUGAGCGCCAUGAGCGGCGCUCCGCUCUGGCUCUCCGCGCGUUGGCGGCGCGACCUCGGCGAAGCAGUCGCCGCCGCCGUCGCCGGCCAGUCGACGAGGCGCGGACCGGUCACGCUACGCGUGCGCGACGACGUCUCGAUCGGUGCGGUCGAGGAGGCGCUCGCGGCGGCAGGAGUGGUGACGGAGCGGCCGCCGGCGGGUGUCGGCAAUGGCGGCAAGAGCCUUGCGCUGGCGGCGCGAGCGAAAGAGCUGGCGCGAGCGACGGAGCUCUGGUGCCACGACGUGGACGUCGGCCGCCUCGCGCGGCUGCGCGCUCGAGCGAGGCGCGCGGGCGUGGUGGUGCGCUGCUCAGACGGCGAGUCGAUCCCCGACGCGGCCUUCGACCUCGUCCUCGUCGACGCUCCCUGCAGCGGCUCGGGCGUCCUGCGACGCUUGGGGCGGACGGUCACGCCCGCCGCUGCGCCGCCCGCCGCUGCCGCGCUCAAGUUCGUCAACGGGCCGAACGUCUCCAAUUCGACGGCGAUCUCGAACUCCGACAAUUGGACCGGUGCACCAGCCAGGCAGGCCGAAACGGAGCCGGCGGCGGACGACAGCUUCAAGCAGAAGAUGCUUCAGACGAGCGGCGCCUUCGACACGGACUGCGACCGAUGGCUGCACAACACGCACGCGCCAGACGAGGCAGCCCUGCGCGGCGAGGCCCUCCAGAAGCUCACGUGGCUCGAGGAGGCGCUGCGCCAGCACGGUGGCCCCUUUUUCCUUGGCGCAGAGCCGUCCAUCGUGGACGCCGCCUUUGUGGGCUUCCUGACCAACUACAAAUUCUUCAAAGGACUCGACGUCCACGAGGACGUCGCCUUCGAGCAGCGCAUCUACCCUCUGCGCCGGGCGGUGGCGGAGCCGUGCAUGCAGCUGCACCCGACGCGCCUGGGAGUGGGCGAGCCGUCAGACUGGCGGGCGGCGCUCCCCUCGCUGCCGCUUAGAGCAGCGCUGGCGUCACUGACGCCGGGGGAGGAGGCCGGCUAG